Molecule: messenger RNA, 948 nt
Organism: Paracoccidioides brasiliensis Pb18
Product: proteasome core particle subunit alpha 7
Exons: 4
Coding region: 1-948 (315 amino acids)
Biological process (GO): ubiquitin-dependent protein catabolic process
Cellular component (GO): nucleus; proteasome core complex; proteasome core complex, alpha-subunit complex
Source: RefSeq, a predicted model, not a curated record
AUGGUAUGUUUUCCACCGCCUCACAACAACUUAAAUAAAUCACUAACCCGCCUCUUAAAGACGUCCAUAGGCACCGGAUAUGAUCUGUCGAACUCAGUCUUCUCUCCUGAUGGCCGGAAUUUCCAGGUUGAAUACGCAGUCAAAGCAGUAGAGAACGGUGGCACAUCCAUAGGAAUCAGAUGCAAAGAUGGCGUUGUCCUAGCCGUCGAGAAAAUCAUAUCCUCCAAGCUCCUCAAACCAGGCGCCAACAAGCGCAUAUCUACUGUCGACAAACAUAUUGGCAUUGUAUCCUCCGGCCUAAUCCCUGACGGUCGACAUUUCGUCGACAGAGCUAGAGACGAAGCCUACUCGUGGAGAAAUACAUACAAAGGCCCCAUCUCCACAUCCGUCCUCGCCAGCCGGUUAGGCAGUUAUGUACAGGCAUACACACUUUACUCCAGCGUUCGACCGUUUUGUGUCACAUCCAUUAUUGGUGGGUGGGAUUCGGAGGUAGAACUCCCUGUUGACGGACAGGUGGGGUCUGGACCCAAAUCUGGCGCUGGCGGGAAGGUUCCUGGCGUGAAGGCUGGAGGACCCGGAUUGUAUAUGAUUGAACCCAGUGGGCUUUACUGGGGUUAUUACGGUGCUGCAACAGGCAAGGGACGCCAGGCUGCUAAAGCAGAAUUGGAAAAACUCGAUCUCGCAUCUGGCAACUUUACGCUAAAAGAAGGUGUCAAGGAGGCUGCGCGCAUUAUCUACGUUGCCCACGAGGAUAGCAAGGAUAAGGACUUUGAGUUGGAGAUGACAUGGAUUAGUUCUAUGGAUGGGCCGACGAAGGGACGCCAUGAAGAGGUGCCUAAGGAACUGCUUGAGGAGGCUAUUAGGGAUGCGAAGAAGGCAAUGGAGGGAGAUGAUGACGAAGAGGAAGAGGAGAAGCCAGCGGAGGGAGGAGAUAGGAUGGAGGAGUAG